Arabis nemorensis is the source of this 2232-nucleotide messenger RNA. The record is from the annotation of a GenBank genome assembly. NCBI's taxonomy places the organism in Eukaryota, Viridiplantae, Streptophyta, Magnoliopsida, Brassicales, Brassicaceae.
AUGAAGCUCACCACCAAUGAUCUCUUUGCUUCUCAACCAUCGCUUCACUGUCCUUGUUCCUCCUCUUCCCGUCCUCGCCGUCGCCGUUUCCAUGGCCUUCAUUUUCCGAUCAACCUCACUAAUAAGAACAAUCCUCUAUCCAUUAUAGCGAUUUCUGAUUCCGAUCCUCCAUCUCGAACCGCCUUCUCUCGCCGCGCGAUUCUCCUCGCGCCUCCACUCAUCUCCGCCGCUGCUUCUUUGUUUCUCAAACCGAAUAUCUCUUUAGCUUCCGAGGAGAGCUCUUCCUCUACACUGACUUCGCCUCCGGAAUCAGCAUCUCCUCCUCCUCCGGCGACCGUUACUGCUCCACCGCCGUCUACAUCCGUGAAUAAGGAAGAGACUAUAACUUCGAGAAUCUAUGACGCGACGGCGAUUGGUGAACCGAUGGCUUUGGGAAAAGAUAAGAAGAAGGUGUGGGAGAAACUGAUGAAUGCGAGGGUUGUCUACCUCGGCGAGGCGGAGCAGGUGCCUACCAAAGACGACAAAGAGCUUGAACUCGAAAUCGUUAGGAACUUGAGGAAGAGAUGCGUCGGGAGUGAGCGUCAAAUCUCUGUGGCACUGGAAGCAUUUCCUCUCGAUUUGCAGGACCAGCUUAAUCAGUACAUGGAUAAGAGGAUGGACGGAGAGACAUUGAAGUCUUAUGUCACACAUUGGCCGGCUCAACGUUGGCAAGAAUAUGAGCCCCUUUUAACUUAUUGUCGUGAUAAUGCGAUUAGACUAAUUGCUUGCGGCACUCCUCUCAAGGUUUUAAGGACUGUCCAAGCAGACGGUAUCCGUGGUCUUUCAAAGUCUGAGCGUAAAUUAUACACUCCCCCUGCUGGUUCUGGGUUUAUCUCAGGAUUUUCUUCAUUUUCACGUAGAUCUGCAUUCGAUAUGAACCUCCCAACACAGAUUGUUCCGUUUGGACCAAGCUCUUAUCUGUCGGCACAGGCAAGAGUUGUGGAAGACCAUACAAUGUCACAAGUUAUUUUAAAAGCAGUAGCAGAUGGAGGUGGGACUGGGCUGCUAUUAGUGGUGACAGGGGCAACUCAUGUUGAGUAUGGUUCCAGAGGAACAGGGUUGCCAGCAAGGAUCUCUAGGAAGUUUCCAAAGAAAAACCAAGUUGUUGUAUUACUUGAUCCUGAAAGACAGUACUUGCGAAGAGAAGGAGAAACUCCAGUUGCUGAUUUCUUGUGGUAUUCUGCAGCAAGACCCUGCAGUAGAAAUUGCUUUGACCGAGCAGAGAUCGCUCGGGUAAUGAAUGCAGCUGGCAGGAGGCGAGAUGCCCUUCCACAGGAUAUUCAAAAUGGAUUGGAACGUGGCUUGGUGUCACCUGAGGUUCUGCAGAAUUUGUUUGAUUUGGAGCAGUAUCCUCUUAUUUCUGAGCUUACUCAGCGGUUCCAGGGUUUCCGAGAAAGAUUGUUGGCAGAUCCGAAAUUCUUGAAUAGGUUAGCUAUCGAGGAGGCUAUAUCAAUAACAACCACACUUCUAGCACAAUAUGAGAAGCGAAAAGAGAAUUUCUUUGAAGAAAUCGACUAUGUUAUAACUGAUACAGUGAGAGGAUCAGUCGUUGACUUUUUCACAGUUUGGCUUCCUGCCCCAACUUUGUCUUUUCUUUCAUAUGCUGAUGAGACCACUGGACCAGACAGCAUAGAAGCCUUGAGAGGCCUCCUAGGAUCCAUACCUGAUAAUGCAUUUCAAAAAACUCUUGCUGGAAGAGACUGGAAUCUGAAUCUUAGAAUUGCUUCAGUUAUUGUUGGUGGCUUGAAGCUAGCUGGUGUUGGAGUCGUUUCCAGUUUCGCAGCUGUGGGAGCUUCAAAUGCAUUGAAUGCUGUUCGAAAAAUCAUUAAACCAGAGUUGGUUGUUGCUCAGAAACCUAAGAGAUCUCCUCUUCUGAAGACGGCAAUGGUUUAUGGAGGUUUUCUUGGAACAUCUGCAAAUCUUCGUUACCAGAUAAUUGCUGGAUUAAUAGAGCAUCGCAUUUCUGAUGAGCUUUCUUCUCAACCUCUACUUGUAAAUGCAAUUUCAUUUGUUGUCAGGACACUUAAUUCAUAUUUCGGAACGCAGCAAUGGAUUGAUCUUGCGCGCUCUACGGGUCUGCAAACUCAGAAAACAAUCCCAGCCUCUAAGGAAAUUCCGGAGGCUUUGCAAGAAACUACGGUGGAGUGCAAUGCUACUGAAGAGGAAAGUAUUGACAAGAUCGAUAGUCAAUGA